CUGCUGCUUCUGCUGCUUCUGCUGCUUCUGCUGCUUCUGCUGCUUCUGCUGCUUCUGCUGCUUCUGCUGCUUCUGCUGCUUCUUCGCCUUCUCUUGACGAGGCCCUCGGGGGGGUUUGCAAGGCCCUGGAAGCCGGCAUAGCAGCAGACUUGGGGGCCCCCCCAACAGCAGCAGCAGCAGCAGCAGCAGCAGCAGCAGCAGCAGCAGCAGAUGCGCAGCCAAGGCAAAAAAGCGCUUUCGGAGACAGCGAAUGCAGCAGCAUCGCGUGGACUGAUGAAGCAGCAGAAGACACAGCCAGGGGGGCCCCCCAGGGGGGCCCCCAGGGGGGCCCCCAGGGGGGCCCCCAGGGGGGCCCCCAGGGUCUGGGGGGCCCCCUGGGGGGCCCCCAGGGGGCCCCCCUAGUGGAAGAGGAGAACAGCCAGCAGCAAUAUAUGAAGUGGGCCUUUUAG
Messenger RNA from Eimeria necatrix, 449 nucleotides. RefSeq lists its product as hypothetical. The record is from RefSeq and is a predicted model, not a curated record. Lineage: Eukaryota; Apicomplexa; Conoidasida; Eucoccidiorida; Eimeriidae. The annotation marks the transcript as partial. The transcript has a single exon.